ACUGCAGGUCUGACGGCUUCCAGGRAGCGAGGACCAGGCGGGCUGGGUUUCGCUCCGGGGUCGGGGUCACAGUCUGGGAAGAGCGAUGACUUUUCAGAUUUGGGGGUGGCGGAGGGAAGACGCAUCUCAGGUUUUGGCCUGGGCGCCCCACGCCGAGAGAGGGGGAGCGAUGCCGUGCCAGACCCUGGCUACAAAAGACCCUACAGCUGUAGAGAGAGCAAACUUGUUAAACAUGGCUAAACUGAGUAUUAAAGGACUCAUUGAAUCUGCUCUCAGCUUUGGUCGCACUUUGGACUCCGACUAUCCCCCUUUGCAGCAGUUCUUUGUCGUUAUGGAACAUUGUCUGAAACACGGUCUUAAAGUAAGAAAAUCAUUUUUGAGUUACAACAAAACUAUUUGGGGCCCUCUGGAACUGGUGGAGAAACUUUACCCAGAAGCAGAGGAAAUAGGAGCCAGUGUCCGAGACUUACCUGGUCUUAAGACCCCACUGGGCCGUGCAAGAGCAUGGCUUCGAUUAGCCCUCAUGCAGAAAAAAAUGGCUGAUUACCUGCGUUGCUUAAUUAUUCAGAGGGAUCUCUUGAGUGAGUUCUAUGAAUAUCAUGCACUAAUGAUGGAAGAAGAAGGAGCAGUAAUUGUUGGACUGCUGGUUGGUCUGAAUGUAAUAGAUGCUAAUCUUUGUGUGAAGGGAGAGGAUUUAGACUCACAAGUUGGAGUGAUUGAUUUUUCCAUGUAUUUAAAAAAUGAAGAAGAUAUUGGAAAUAAAGAAAGGAAUGUUCAAAUUGCUGCUAUUUUAGACCAAAAAAAUUAUGUUGAAGAAUUAAAUAGACAACUCAACAGUACAGUCAGCAGCCUCCACUCAAGAGUUGAUUCAUUGGAAAAGUCAAACACUAAGCUGAUUGAAGAGUUAGCAAUAGCAAAGAAUAAUAUUAUUAAACUCCAAGAAGAAAACCAUCAAUUACGGAGUGAAAAUAAAAUGAUUUUAAUGAAGACACAGCAGCACCUAGAGGUCACCAAAGUGGAUGUGGAAACAGAACUUCAAACAUAUAAGCAUUCUCGGCAGGGGCUGGAUGAGAUGUAUAAUGACGCCAGAAGGCAGCUUCGAGAUGAAUCUCAGUUACGACAGGAUGUGGAGAAUGAGCUAUCAGUACAAGUUAGUAUGAAACAUGAGAUUGAACUUGCCAUGAAGUUGUUGGAGAAAGAUAUCCAUGAGAAACAAGAUACUCUAAUAGGCCUUCGACAACAACUAGAGGAGGUUAAAGCAAUUAACAUAGAGAUGUAUCGAAAGUUACAGGGUUGUGAAGAUGGCUUGAAAGAAAAAAAUGAAAUAAUUGCCCGACUAGAAGAAAAAACCAAUAAAAUUACUGUAGCCAUGAGGCAGCUGGAACAAAGAUUGCAGCAAGCAGAGAAGGCGCAAAUGGAAGCUGAAGAUGAGGAUGAGAAAUAUCUACAAGAGUGUCUGAGUCAAUCUGACAGUCUGCAGAAACAAAUCUCUCAAAAGGAGAAACAGCUGAUCCAACUGGAAACUGAUCUGAAGAUUGAGAAGGAAUGGAGACAGACUUUGCAGGAAGAUCUUCAAAAGGAGAAAGAUGCCUUAUCUCAUCUUAGAAAUGAGACCCAACAAAUCACUAAUCUUAAAAAAGAGUUUCUUAACCUCCAGGAUGAAAAUCAGCAGUUGAAAAAAAUAUAUCGUGAACAAGAGCAAGCUCUUCAAGAACUUGGCAACAAACUUAGCGAAUCCAAACUUAAAAUAGAAGAUAUAAAAGAAGCUAACAAAGCAUUGCAGGGACUGGUCUGGCUCAAAGACAAAGAAGCAACACAUUGUAAGCUUUGUGAAAAGGAAUUCUCACUCUCUAAGAGAAAGCACCAUUGUAGAAACUGUGGAGAGAUUUUCUGUAAUGCCUGUUCUGACAACGAACUGCCUUUGCCUUCUUCACCAAAGCCAGUAAGAGUCUGUGAUUCCUGUCAUGCAUUGCUCAUUCAGAGAUGCUCAUCUAACUUGCCAUAAGAUUGUAGAACUAAAUCCUUACCUAUGAAAGUUUCUGCAAUGAAUGCUUACAAGGUAUCCAAACAUAAGCAGCCUUUAGUCAGUAUUGGUACCAGUUUAUCUUCUACAUAUUUUACUCAUGGGAAUUAUUAAGUUGUAUCAUUUGGUAUUUACUCAUUGUUACAUUCUCAACAGCAUGUUUUAAAAUAACUUUAAUUAUUACAUGGAAUAAUCAUGGAACCCUUCACUUCAUUUAAAGGCCAGAUAUAACAGCUCAAACACAUUUGCCUUAUCUUGUAAAAAGGCCUUCUUAAAAAAUAAGGCUUCAGAUUGUUUUCUUCUUGAAUUCUGUCAAGUUGGUAUUUGAUGGUGCCUGUAAUUCUCUUAAUGCACUUUAAAGCUUCCCUACUCUCAGAGAAAGAGACUGGAAAUGCACAAACUUUUUAGAAGUAUUAAUUCUCUAACAACAGAAUUAUUAUUUUGGUAGAAUUCCAUAUUCACCUGUAUUUUCCCUCCCUUUCCCCCCUCUUUGCAGUAGAAAAGGUAUUUUAUCCUACAAGAUUGUCUUUCCAUCUUUUCUAAACAACCAUUGUGCUUGCUGAUACUUUUUUGGAGUGAUCUGGUAUUUACAAUUUACUUCUUAUCUUGAAAGGAACUUCCUCUUAAGUUAUUUGCAGAUGUUCUUAGGUGUGGUUACCCCCUUCCCCCAAACAUGAAAACAUAAACCUGCACCAUGGGGGGAAAAUGUGUAUUAAUAUGGAAUUACAUGUUUAAACUUUACCACUGAUGACACAGAAUUGAGAGUUCAUGCAGACACAAUCAACCUUAACACUAAGUUAUAUUGUUUAUACCAUACCAAGAAUUUAAUAUGAAGUUGCCUGUGUAUAAGAAAACAAACUCCUACUGACACUAUUUCCUUUUUAUUAAUCUAAUUUUCAGCCAUGCACUUUGUAAGCCUUUCAAAAACUACAUAGAAACUUUACAUUCCUAAGAACAUUAUACUGAAUGAUCAAAUGCCUUCCUGACCCCCAAGUACUUUUAUCUGUAGGCUCUUUUCCAUGUGACCAUCUCCUUUAAAAUUUAACUAAAUUGCCAAAGAAAGGAACCAAUGUUUUAGCUGGGCAUGGUGGCACACGUCUGUAAUCCCAGCAGCUUGGGAGGCUGAGACAGGAGGAUCUUGAGU
Messenger RNA from Urocitellus parryii (Arctic ground squirrel), 3167 nucleotides. RefSeq names its product RUN and FYVE domain containing 2 (gene Rufy2). Gene Ontology annotation, cellular component: cytoplasm. The record is from RefSeq and is a predicted model, not a curated record. Gene Ontology annotation, molecular function: metal ion binding. NCBI's taxonomy places the organism in Eukaryota, Metazoa, Chordata, Mammalia, Rodentia, Sciuridae.